CGAUGUGCACUAGUCACUGUGUGUAACUUUCGGGUGUCGUUCCAGUCGUAAGACAUGAACGUGCUGUCACGCCUUUGUACUGAAGCGUUUUUUUAGUGUUGGAUUUGAGUGCACAAAACAAUCGACAGAUAUCAGACUAUGAGAGAAAAGCUCCGGUUUCCUCAGUUUCUAUGAGGAACUACCGCAUCCACUACAACUCUGUCGCCAGCCAAUGAACCGCCGCCGUUCACGCGCUUGUUUUUUCCCCGGGAUUUUGUCUGUCAGGCAGACAGGCACACGCUGUUCUCAGGCCAUAUACCGUCCACAGAGAUGUCAACAAAUCGGAAAGCCUUGUGUUUAAAGUGCUAGGUUGUACCAGACGAUCCGGGCCGGGGGCAGGAUUGGACACGCGAUAUUUUAAUCCCAGUUUACCGAAGCGGAAUUUGUGCCUGCGGACUGUACGCAGGGAAAACUAGAUAUCACGCGAUGCAGUGAAGGCAUUGGCUCACAGUAAUGGCGGGGCUUUGUAAAGACUGAUAGCUGGAGCAGCGGCGUGUCUAAUAUGUAACGCUGUUUUUAUGAGAUACACCGAUCACGAUCGGAAACAUACAUGAUACCGAGAACGUUAAUGGGAAAGCAAAGACGCGUAUCAGUGAAAAUGGACUGAAAAGGUGGUUGACGGCGAGACUUUAAUAGCUUGUCCGGUAGCAGUCGUCCGGUAGCGCUAGCCAAAGCGAAGCGCGCCGCGUUGUCGUUCACUUCCAGCCUCAGAGCGGAAUCGAGAUGAGCUCUUCGCGGGAGAUAAAACAGCUGCAGAAAGCGAAGAGCAAAGCCCAGAACUGUAGCAACUUAAGAGAGGAGGCGAGCAUCUGCAACCAGCUAGGAGAGCUGCUGUCCAGAAAUGGUGAUUAUGAGGCUGCCAUUAGGGAGCACCAGCAGGAGCUGGCGCUCUCUGAGGUGCUGAAUGACGUGAUUGGACGAGCUGUGGCCAGUCGUAAGAUAGGAGAGUGCUAUGCAGAGAUGGGAAACAUUGAGGCUGCCUUGAAAUACCAGCAGUGUCACCUGGACUUGGCUCGCUCUGUUAGAGAUCACGCAGAGGAACAGAGGGCGCUGGCUACUAUUGGUCGAACCUACCUCUUCCGUUAUGAAUCAGACCAGUCGAGGAGCAGUUUAGAGCGAGCAGAGGAGGCCUUCAGGAAGAGCCUGGCCAUUGUGGAUGAUCGUCUAGAAGGGGCAGUGCCAGGGCGAGAGAUUACUGAGAUGAAGGCUCGCCUGUUCCUCAAUCUUGGUCUGGUCUGUGAUCAUCUGGGGGAGCCCAAACGCUGCAGCGAGUUUAUCCGACGAAGCGUCUUUAUUGCUGAGAAGAGCCAGCUGCUGGAGGAUCUCUACCGUGCAAACUUCAACCUGGGCAACAUCUGCUUUCGUAACGGUCAGAAAUCGAAUGCUGUGCGCUGCCUAGAACAAGCUAAAGACUGUGCCAGAAAGAUUAAAGACAAGUUCAGUGAGAGCGAGUGCUUUCACUGCAUCGGCAAGGUGCAGCUGUCUCUAGGUGAUUUUGUAGCAGCUAGACGAUCCCUGAAGAAAGCUCUCUUGCUGGGUUCCCAGCAGCCCCUGGACAGGCAGGCAGUGAAGAAAGCUUUCAAAUAUGCUGACCAGGGCUGUAAAUUGGAGGAAGAGCUUGGGGAGGAUCAGGGCAAAAGACUCAGCUCCUAUCAGGCCGUGGAGCUGGUAGAACAGCUGGGGGACCUCUACUGCAAAGUUGGCUGCUACAGCAAAGCUCUGGAUGCCUAUCAAGCUCAGCUCAAGGGCGCUGAGGCACUGGGAAAGGCUGCCCGGGAGCUGGCUGUCAUCCAUGUGUCCCUGGCUGCGACCUACACAGACCUGAGAGAGCACAGCAAGGCAGUGGAACACUACAGACAGGAGCUGGCUUUACGACAGGGCAGCUCCUCUGAGGAAUGUAGCACUUGGCUGAACAUUGCCACAGCUCAGGAGGAGAGCGGCUGUGCCUUCCAGGACAUAGACAGCAGCUACAGUAUGGCUUUACGCUGCGCUCAGAAGUCUGGGCAGGCCAGACUACAGAAACGUGUUUUGAGGUUCUGGUUGGCGUCCCAGAGACGGAGCGGCUCAUUGGAUGCUGAUGACACUGAGGCGCGGCUGCAGGAGCUGUGUGCUGCAGAGGGCUGGAGUCCAGAUGGGAGUGAUGGUGAGGAGGACGAAGAGGAGGAGAUGGACAACAGUGAACCUCUGGAUGACAGUGACGUCGUCCUCUCAGAUUCAGAUGAUGAUUUUGAGGGUUAUGACAAGAUGGUGUCAGGAAGGAGGAAGGCAGGAAGGUGGAACAAGAGGAAUGAGAAGGGGGAGACGUCUCUGCACAGAGCAUGUAUAGAUGGAAACCUGAAGCAGGUCCAGUAUCUGGUAGAACAGGGUCACCCAGUGAACCCCAGAGACUACUGUGGUUGGACUCCCCUGCAUGAGGCCUGCAACCACGGUCACUAUGACAUUGUAGCUGUGCUGCUGGAGCGCGGCGCUAACAUCAAUGACCCUGGUGGACCCUUAUGUGAAGGAGUGACUCCUCUUCAUGAUGCCCUUGCUUGUGGCAAUUUAAAAGUUGCAAGGCUCUUGGUGGAACGAGGGGCUUCUGUCACCCUACGCAACUCCAGGGGUGAGACGGCUGUGGACACCUUGCGUCAGUGGCAGAGGAUGUACAGCAGAGAGCUGGACAAGGACACCAAACAGGAGUGUAUGAUUACAGAGAGACUGCUGAGGAAGGCACUAGCAGGGGGAGUGCCCGCUCCUCCAGCCCCAGCCAAGCCUUUCGAUGCCCUGCAGGACAGCCAGCUGUUUGAUGCUGAGAGCUCAGAACCGCUCUCGCCCUCUGGAGGGGGCUGUUUCACCAGCCAAGACUGGCCUGAAAACAACAGGAACUCAGAGGUGAAGGCAGUACCUGCCAGUCCCAAACGGUGGCAGAGCACUUCUUCAACACAGCGGCACAGAGCCAGAGGAACAGAGGCUGCUAUUCUGUAUGGGAAUAACAGCAGCUGCUCAGAUGACAGCGACUCCGACUGCCCCGUCAGUCCUCUCCGUCCCGUACGUCCUAGACACAGUUUCCCACCGGCCCCGAGUCAAAAGGAAGUUCCACCAAACAAAGAAACCACCUCCAUCCCUACCUCGGGCCGAGAGAGUAUCAGAGAGGCUCCCGCGCCGUCUGUCUUUGCACAAGAGGAGUACCACAGCGCCAUUCGAAGCUUGGGCAGUGCCAAAACUCUUCUCCAGGGUCUGUCACAGCCCCAGUUCUGCAGCACACCCGCUGUAUCCUCCAGCAACAAAUCAGCUCUGGUUCCCGAGGAGGACUAUCUGGCUGAUGAAUGGCUAGAGGACGAUUUGGGGGAAAUUCAGCCGAAGAAGAGGAGGAGGCUUCGAGUAGGGGAGAACGGGAUGAGAGGGGAGGACGCUGCCUCAUUUUCAGCAGCCAGAAGUCAAAACAGGCACUUAAACUCCGACUCGGCCUGUAGAGGUUCUGCAGUUCCCUCCUCCUCCAGCAGGAGUCUCUCUCUGAAAAAGAAUGGCUCUCUGAGGCCCCACCAGGUCAAGAUGACUCAGAUGCCUGGGAUGGUGAGGUUGGGCAGACGAGAGGUCAACAGGUCACACAGCCCCACCGUUACAGACGAUGGCUACACGAGACCCGAGACGCCUCCACCACCGCCACAAAUACACAUGCAGCCUCCAGCUCAUACAUUGGCUGCUCCCAUGCCCACAUCACUGCCUCCGCCAAUCAGAAUGAGGGUCAGAGUUCAGGAAGAUGUUUUCCUCAUCCCAGUUCCACAAAGUGAGGCAGACUCCUGCACUGUGUUGUGGCUGUGUGAGCAGGCCGCUCAGCGUUACUACCAGAAAUGUGGCCUCCUGCCUCGUCUCUCGCUGCAGAAAGAAGGCGCUCUUCUCUCCCCGCAGGACCUGCUGCUGGCUGUCCUGCACACCAAUGAAGAGGUUUUGGCUGAAGUGUGCUCCUGGGAUCUCCCUCCCCUCCCUGAGCGUUACAAAAAGGCCUGUCACAGCCUGGCAGUGGAUGAGAACAAGCGUGUCACCCGGCUUUGUGAGGUGCAGGAUGGGAGCUCCUCUGUAUCGCUGUGUGGCCUCAGCUUGGCCGCCUCUUCCCUCAACCCGCUGCUUCGUGCCCUCAAACUCCAGGCCAGCCUCACUGAGCUGCGUAUUUCUGGCAACCGCCUCCACGACAGCCUUCUCCCCGAGCUGGUUGCCACAGCCAUCACCAUGCCCCGGCUUCGGCUGCUCGACGUUUCUGCCAAUCACAUUACAGAGGAAGGGCUGAAGAAGGCAGUAAACGCUUUAAUGGGACAGAGCCAUCCUGCGUUUCCGUGCCUGGAGGAGCUUAAUCUCAGCAUGAACCCUCUGGGAGACAGUGUGUCAGAGUCCCUGUCCUGUCUCCUUUCCUGCUGCCCUCUGAUGGCCAAGCUGUCUCUGCAGGCCUGUGGCCUCACUGCUCGUUUCCUGCAGCAGCAUCGACUGCUGCUAGCCAGCGCUCUGACAGGCACCGGCCACUUGAAAUCAGUGGAUCUCUCCCACAAUGCAUUGGGCUCCACUGGCUUUGAGCUGGUGUUGAAGACUCUGCCUCUUCACUGCCUCACACACCUGGACCUGUCUGCCGUCCGCAGGGGUCCUGCUGAUUUCCCGGCACUUGAACACCUCACCAAAGUCCUGUCACAGGGGGACUGUUCACUGACUCACCUGAGUCUGGCGGCCAACGGGUUGACGGACAGCAGCAUUGCCACCUUUGCCAGGUGCCUGCCUUCAUGUCCAUCUCUAGUUAGUCUAAAUUUUUCAGGAAACCCGUCUGUCACCUCAGCAGGAUUUCACAGCAUCCUGAACUCUCUCAAAGAGGCCUCUCGACCUUUGACCCUUCUAAACCUUGAAGGUUGUCAGGUGUCGGGCCCCUGGGACAGUGCAGGUCUGGAUGGUUUGUCAGAGCUGGUCAAGGAUCUCCGUCUUUGCUCUCAGGGACUCAACAAGCUGGACAGGCAGGCUCUAAAGCACAGCUGGGACAACGGUCAGCCACAUGGACACUUCGUAGACCGGAACGCCAAGUGCCUGCUCGCUGCUGCGGCGUCCUCAUGAGAAGGGGAAAAAUGAAAUCUGCUGCAUGAUUUUGUUCAGGCCGCAAACUUAAAUCUUCAAAAGGACUGCGCUAAAAAAAUAACCAGUGACAGACCAUCCAUGGACACUCUGUGAAUAGCUCAUGUUUCAUGUAUUUUGUACGCCUUUAUUUAUGUGUAAGUCUUACGUACAUAAAGUUUGUCAGCAAUGUGUUUGUGUUGUCAUCCACCUUUGUCCUCAACCCACCGAAUUAUCGUAUGAUUUGAAGAAAAGAAAAAAAAAAAAAGAAACAUUAAAGUGACUCAUAAUGCUUUUCUUUCAGUGGCCCAUUUUUAAUCUAUCAAGAAAAAUGUUCUGGUUCAUAUAUAUCCAGAAUAACACUUGUUUUACCCACCUCUUUAAGUCAAUAUCAGACAUAGUUUUCCACAUAAACCGUGCGGUUUCACACAUCACUGCUAAGAAUGUCAGCUUGUAGUUGCGGCAGCUUCACCACUUAACCACUUUGAUAGCUUUUUGCAAAAAGCUGUCUGAGACAAGCUGUGAUAAGAGAGGGUUUACUCUUGCCUACAAAGCUUUUGUCUGAGUAUUGCAGGGUUGUCAAUUAGAGGGUCAAAAAAAAAAAGUUGUCCUUGGAGAAUAGGGAAGUCCAGGGGUGCCAACAUUAAAAUCAUUUAUUUUGAUUGAACUUUAAUGCUCCAUAUGUUUUUGUACGAUUUAUGGCAAAAUUACAAUUUGAUUAAUCCAAUUUUUAUUCUCAUGU
This is a messenger RNA of Xiphias gladius (swordfish), 5845 nucleotides long. RefSeq names its product tonsoku-like, DNA repair protein (gene tonsl). Gene Ontology annotation, molecular function: protein binding. The record is from RefSeq and is a predicted model, not a curated record. Lineage: Eukaryota; Metazoa; Chordata; Actinopteri; Istiophoriformes; Xiphiidae. The coding region runs from base 763 to 5106 and encodes 1447 amino acids. The transcript is spliced from 29 exons.